AUGAAGGAGAGGAUUCUCGCUCAUCUAAGCUCUCGAAAAGAUAACCGCUUGGCCUGUAAUGAGGUAGGAUUGCCAGGAAAAUAAUUCAGUUUUUAAAAAAUGAACGUGGAUUCACUGGGUUUAAGGGUUUUUUGUAAUGGUUUAAUUUAGACAUUUCCGGCAUAAUUUUAUAGCUAAAGCGUCGUUGUUAGCUCAUUGCAGUUGAUGUGAAUGUAUGGGUGAGCUAGCAGUCAUAUCCAUUGUCUAUCCACUUUACAUUUAUACCUUAUCUUACCGUUGCAUUAGGUUCUUUUGCGCAGCCUGGUUGCAAGUGAUGAGCUGGGGAAACAUUGCUGCUUUAACAAACUUGUACUUGGCAGCAAGUAUCCUUUAUUGCUGUUCCUUUGAUCUGCGCAUCUCGAAAGCGAGUCGAUGAAUGUUCCGUACUUAUUAUCAUCACAUCGCUGUAGCUUAUCGACGUGGCAUCGUAAAACGAAUGGCUCAGAAUCUACGAGGGUUUCAUAUAUCAUGUAUAGUUACUUUGUAAAACGUCUUGAAGUAACAGAUUUUUACUUUUCUUACGCGAUUAACGCUACUGCAAAGAUUUCAAAGAAACAUAGAAACGCAACUUGAUCCUUAAAUUAAGUUCUAUAAUUUCAUAUCUGUUCGGUUACCGAUCAGUGCAUCAAACGACCCAAACUAAUACAGCAAAACGGUUGCGGAUCGCUCGCUCGCUCGUAAAUUUGUACAAUAUAUGUUAAUUCUGAGCUUUAUCAAGUUAUUGUCUCAUACUAGCUUCGAACUUUUUUACUCAGAGACACCUAAAGACCAUUAUUGUCUUUGUUGUUUUUAUUUCGUGUCGUGGCUCAAUGGUUCGGCCGCUUGCCGUUGCUGCCAUAGCCUUACUGCCAACGUAGUCGGGCUUCUGCCUUUAAGAACUUCAUGCUUGAAGAUUUUAAACUCUCUGUCACGAAUAAUCGAGAGCGUUAGUACUCUUUCUUUGUCAGCAGUCGGUUGAAAAAGUACCAAUUACAGUGAAGCUAUCACGCCAGCCACAUGAGUAAUCGUGGCAAUAUCAUGACAGUAUCAUGUGGCAAAAGACCUCAUAGUCAUUUGGCUGACAGCUCACCGAAUGAAAUGGAAAUUAGUUAGAUUUGGGGCUCAGCUAUAUAUUUUGUUCUGAUCUGUGAAUUCACAACAGCAGGCAGACAGUCAGGUCUCGAUCACAAAAUGCAGUAGUUAUCUUAGUCCUUUCAACCUCAAAAUUCAAUUGUAAUUCAUCUAACAGUGUCUGCCAUUCUUGCGAGGUUACUUGAGAAUUAGACUAACAAUAAACCCUAUUUGACAUUUUUCUUUGUUCCUAUCUCCUUUCUUCUUGAAAAAAAAAAUUGGUGGCCUUGAGGAAAUGUAUUGACAUUCGGCGGAACUAAGCUGUAGGUAGCAUAUAGAGGAAAUGUAAUGGAAAUAAUUUCCUCCAGGCACGAACAAGCUCUUUUGUUAUAGUGGAUGUGAGGUCUGACGGUAAUAAUUUACGCAUCUCAGCUCUCGAACUUUCAGUUUUAAUUAAAACAGGUGAGUUCUUGGUACAUGGACGUUCAAGCAUCUCGUUAAAGUUUUUAUACUCUAAAUUAUGCGUGCAUAGUUAGUAUAUCUUAUCAUAUCAUAGUUAGUGAUCUGUACUUAAUCUUUAACCGAAGGUCGGCGCAACUGCAUUUGGUUGGGAAAUACCUUCCUACUUUACCUGUGGGUUUUUUGGGUUUUCGUAAUAGGCGGGUGUUUGUUUGCCUUGUCCAAGUGUUGUAAACUAUGCUUCGAUUCCCCUUGUUAAAUACAGCUACUUACUUGAGCUUGUAUUUCUGUACUCACACGGACGGCAGUAAAGACUCGGUUCGAGCUGCACACCCAUACAUUUGUCGAUUUUAAGUUGCGAAUAGGAAUAAGCGGUAAUAUUAGCUUUUUUCUCUUCUAGCCAAAAAAUAUAACAAUUAGUCUAUAUAUACUCAUUUGCUUCUUUAACCCAUUCGAUAUUUACCCGUGUUUCAGGCCUUUAAGGUGAUUUCAGAGGCACAAUCAAUGGACAAAAAAAAGUCAUUAAUCCUUCUUGAUCAUUACGCCGAGGUGGAGAGGGAAAUACAGGGUCUUGACGCUACCUUCCUCGAUUUGCUGAAAACAAGCGAGGGCGACGUCCUUUAUAAAAUCAAGACAAGAAUAAAAAGAAUGGAAGACAGAGAUUAUGUUGUUCUUGUAGCAGGUGAAUAUCUUGAAUAUAAUGCGUAACCCAAACUACCGAGGUGCUUUGAUCAUGAUCAUGCAGAGAAACAACGGGUGUAACAGUGACAGAAAGGAGUAUCAAAAAUCUACUUGGCCAGGAUGUUUCUCAGUUUUUUUUUUAAUAAUUUGUUUUAAUAAAACUGUCAAUUAGGGUUUAUCGAAUUCUUAUGCCGGAGAGUCUAUUUAUGUGGCGACUUGUGAGGCUCUGACCUUUAAAACCGGAAAGAUUACGUCGAAUAACUCGAACUCGAGUAUGUGGGCGGAACACUUUAUGACAAUUGUACUUUACUUAUGGUAAAAAUUUCAAACUAAUAUUGAUUGUUUAAGGAAGAACUUGAGAUUUAAGAUUUGAGUAAUGAACAUUUUGCAUUUUACUUACGCUUAGGGGAGACCAGUGCAGGCAAAAGCAGCAUGUUGAACCUAAUUCUUGGUGAAGAGCUUUUACCAUUUUCAGUUCUUAGUACAACAUCUACAAUAUGUGAAUUGAAAUAUGGAAGAGAGAAAAGGAUAAAGAUACACUAUAAGGAAGAAGGAAAGGCUUCGGAGACAAAGUAUCUUACAGAAUCCUCGCCUUACAUAGAUCAAAUAUCAGAAUUUGUUCACGUCAAGUCUGCAAGUUUGAGAGAAAAGGCAUCAAGUUACAAAAAGGUGGAACUGUUUUGGCCUCACAGAUUAUUACAGGUUAGAGAAUCCGACGAUCGUGCUUCAAACCAUACUUUUAUAAAUAUGAUGUAAGGUGACACCUAAAUUUCAGGAACUUUUUUGGAGCUUUAACGCCAAAUGGUGAGAAGAAUUACAUGGAGAAAAUAAACUUACUUACUCUGUUUCCACACUAGGACGGUGUUGUAAUCGUUGACAGCCCUGGCGUCGGGGAGUCUGACAUUAUGGACGAAAUUGUUGUGAACUACUUGCCAAAUGCCUUUGCUUUCAUCUAUGUCAUCAACAGUAGCAAUGCCGGAGGAGUUCAAAGAGAUCGGGUGGGUAAUUAUUGAUACUUUCUGUAGUAGAGCCAAAUCCUUUCAACUCCUCACCAGUGCUCGAUCUAUUUUUUAAACCAUGAUUUUUGUAGAUAGCUCAAAGAGCUCAAAAAGCUAUCUCAUUAAAGCUCUAUGUGUUGAUUGAAUCAAUCUAUACAGCUUGUUUCCUCAUUUGUUAGCUUGUUCGACUUCUGCACAAAACGAGGGAACUCACAAAUGAACAGCAAAUGGAAUUCUCACCAAACUGCACUUUGUUCGUUUGCAAUAAGUGGGACACCAUACCAACCUCAGAGGGAGAUGUGGUCAUAGCGCACAUAAUCAACAAGUUGAGUCAGUGUUUGCCAGAUGUCGACACAAAUACUCAAAUUAUCCGCAUUUCAACUACUAAAGCUCUUGUGGCCCAGAAGUAUGGAGUCAUGAAUUCAGAAUUUGCCUCACUUACAGACAAGAUUGGCUGUUUGGUUUCGAAAAGCAUCGAAACAAGACUUGAACAACAUUGGAGGUAGUUUAGAUCAUUUCUAAAUGUACGUUUAUCAUGAAGCUAUUAUUUAUUAGGCAAAAACCACCUCGUUCAGUCAUGGCCUGUCAUCAACAUUUCUUUCUUUUCAAAAAAAUCACUGCUAUACACGAAAGUAAUUUUACAAGUCUACACUUCUUCCUGAUUGCUUAAACACUCCUCUCAACGGGCCUGCUGCGUCACUUGUGGCAGUUCAAGCCAAAGAAGUUUAAGGCGAAAGAAGUCAAAUCCAAGGGGCAGUAACUGAGGGAUAGAUAGAGACCUACCCCUCUGAAUUUCCAUACAACAAAAAUGCGAAAAUGAUAGAAUAUUGCAACAUUCCUUUCAUGACGUUAUGCCUCUCUACUAGAGCAGCUACUCUCCACCCAUCUCUUGCAAAUAUAUGAGGAAUAGAUGCAUGGACGGCUACCUUAAAAAACCAGGGGCCUUUCCAAAUUUUUCUCAGAGAAAUCGGGAAAAAAUGUGUACCUGUGGUACAGAAUUAAAAAACAUCCAUCUUCCUUGUACGUUCAACUGGUAACUAUAUUUGAUUCUUCCUUAAUUUGUACAGCUGGCUAGAUCUUUUGCUGUCUCGAAUAAUCUGGCUGAUGAGUACAUUAAUAACAAAUAUCUCCACUGACCAUGUGGCUGCAAAAGAUAGAUUAAAUGCUGUGAUAGAGAGGCUGAAGAAACUUCAAGCGGAACAGGAGUCAUCGAAGGAGGCAAUGACGCGAUUUCUUGAAACAAGCACUUGUGAGGCCAUCAAAACCUUAAUCGACUACCUUCAGACUUCCCAAGUGAAAGAGAGAUUUUUGCAAGUGGAACUCUGA
Pocillopora meandrina is the source of this 4553-nucleotide messenger RNA. NCBI's taxonomy places the organism in Eukaryota, Metazoa, Cnidaria, Anthozoa, Scleractinia, Pocilloporidae. The record is from the annotation of a GenBank genome assembly.